AUGAGUGUCAUUUCCCUUCUGACACACAGCAAAGUCGCCCUCAGGUUGCUGUAACCGGUCUCUUCUCCUGCUCCUCCCGAGCUCCCCAUAGGCCACCCAGUCGAGUCCCCACCUGGACCCAUGCCGGCCCGCUCCCGGUGACCUCUGACCGCUGGCGUGAUUCUGGGGCUUUGGUGCGGGCCAGUCCCCGGCCAUGGAGCUAGGCAGCUGCUUCAAGACCUACGAGGACUUCAAGGAGUGUUUCAGCGCCUACAAAAAGGAGACCAGAUGCUCCUUCAUUGUGAGGGACUGCGUCUCCGUCCGCUUCCACAACCUCAACCACGGCACCUCCUUCCGCGAGGAUAUCCUAUAUGUGCAGGUGAAAUUUGUCUGUAUUCGGACGCAGUCAAACAGGAAGAGAACACGGAAGGUGGACAGGUGCCCAGCGUACUUGCUCCUGCAGUACAGCGAGAGCCUAGAUAGACUGUUUAUCAGUGAAUUGAAUACCCAGCACAUACAUGUUGAUUCUUAUGCUGCUGGAGGAGCCCCUGCUAGCAAACUCCAGAAGGCAGUGUGUCUGCAUAAACUCCAGCCGGUGCAGCUCAGCAUCAAGAAAGACCUUGAUGCAGCAGAGAAGCUCCCAGUAGAACCACCGUCUUUCUGCCUAGAUAAGACACAGCUGCCCUCAGAUCCAGAGCAGGGGGCCAUCAGUCCUUCUGACCUGGCCAAGAUAGCAAAAGUGAUGAAAAACUUUCUUACGGUAGACGAGGGCUCGAUGGCCUCCUUCAGCGUGGGCACCAGCCAAGACCUGGAUCGGCUCAGCUUCCAGAGCAGCAAGAUGAGUGACUUGUUCACCCGAUUCCCAGAGAAUCUCUUGUUGCACCGGGUAGAGAAUAGCCAGGGCCAUGUUCUGUAUGCUUUCUUGGUGGAGAACAAGGAGCGAGAGAGUCGAGUAGUACAUUUUGCUGUGCUCAAGGCCGAGACAGCCCCCUCUGUGGCCAAGAUGCUCAAUAUCUUUACAGAAUUCAACUCUGAUUGGCCCAAGGUCAAAGUGGUCUUUGUGGAUCCUUCAUUCCCUCACCGAGCUAUUCUUCAGGAGAUCUUCCCCGCGGCCCGCAUCCUCCUUUCUAUUUAUCACACGACCCGGCUCCUAGAGAAGAAGUUGCAUCAGAGCGCUGCAAAUGCAUCCUUUAAAAGGCUCAUGAAGGAAGCUCUUCGGGAAGCCGUAUUUGUCUCUUCUGAUGCAAGCCUGAAAAAGCUCUGUCAGAUGACCCAGGCCCUGCUGGAUGAGGAACUCUUCAGGUUCCUCCAGGCCCAUUGGUUCUCCUGUGAACUGCUGUGGUACAUGCAUGUGAGGAAGGGCCUGCAUGCAUGUAACACCUACAUGGACAGCCUAGACAUAGUCACCAGCAAAGUGUCCAGCCUCUUCCGGGAGCAGCGGUCCCUACUGGACUGCAUCCUUCACUUUGUGGAUUACAUAGACUUCUUUAACACCAAAGGCCUGAAGAGCUUGCCCACGAAUUCCCCCAAGUUAAAAAGAACUCAGCUCCCAAGCACACCACCAAGGCCCAAGAAGUCUUUUCGAAUUUGUGGUGGGGAUGUCACCAGGCUCCCUGUGGACGAGACAAAGCCAGACUCAGAGCAGUCCCAGUCACCACCGCCCCAGGAUCAGUCCUGCAAGGGUGGCAUGCUGGACAUUUUGCAGCAGAGUGGCUCUGAGCUGGCCUACAAGCUCUGCCACAACGAGUGGGAGGUGGUGCGGAACUCUACUCACCUGGUGGACGAGGUCGGCUCCUCAGUCGCCGUGAAGCUCCUGGAAGACUCACACCAGGUGAGCAAAGACGGCUGCAGCUGCAGCUGCUCCUUUCAGCGGUGUUACCAUCUGCCGUGUCGGCACAUCUUGGCUCUGUUGCAUACCAGCCAGCAGCCAGUAGGGGAAGCCAUGGUGUGCUGCCGGUGGCAGAAGAAGUACCAGCACCUCCUUGGACCCAAUGGGGAGCUUCAAGAUCGUGGAAUAAUCCCAAACACAGAUCAGCCUGAAAAGCAAGGUCAGAACCACAUGAUUCAGGACCUAAGCAGGGAGCUGGCAAACCUGCUGAUGCAGACUGAGGGGCCAGAGCUGGAGGAGCGCUGUUCCACCCUGCGCAAGAUUGUGGACAUCUGGGCCGACCCCUAUCAGCUACCUGAGUCCAGUCAGCAGCCAGAUGAUUUCAAAGAUGUGGGGUGCCUCCCUUUCCUCUGGGGGAAGCUAGAGGAAGGAGACAGCCUUCCUCUCGCUGAAGCCAUGGUUCAUGACUGAAGCGUUUGUACUAGUGCACUGCGUGUCAAAACCUUGGAAGUUUGAGAGUUCAAAGUGGGCGGGUCACACUGUGGGUCAGUAUUUUAACCAAUGUCUUCCAAGGUAAGGGCUAAGAAGAUCUUAAAAGUAGGGGGAUAGGGACCCCACUGUGACAGUCCUCUGAGCCUGCCCCUUUCAACCCUACCUUUGGCAUUCUAUAGACAGCUCAUUCAUUGUUCAAAGCCAAAGUUAUUCCAUACUGAAAGGUCAUGCCCCUUCCUCCCCAGCCCCAGAGGUCAAAUUGCAUUGACCCUACAGAGAUGAGCCCUUGCCCAGGAGAAUAAAACAAAGUGAGCCUGGAAAGCAGCUUUGUUUUCAGGGACGGAGGGGAGGAGGGUGACCCUUGACUGUCGCUGCUCUUUAGAAAAUACUGUUAUGUAUUUUUACUCGCGUUAAUAAAGUUGUUUUUGUUUUUGUU
This is a messenger RNA of Myodes glareolus (Bank vole), 2735 nucleotides long. RefSeq names its product zinc finger SWIM-type containing 3 (gene Zswim3). NCBI's taxonomy places the organism in Eukaryota, Metazoa, Chordata, Mammalia, Rodentia, Cricetidae. Gene Ontology annotation, molecular function: zinc ion binding. The record is from RefSeq and is a predicted model, not a curated record.